Molecule: messenger RNA, 309 nt
Organism: Dictyostelium purpureum
Lineage: Eukaryota; Evosea; Eumycetozoa; Dictyosteliales; Dictyosteliaceae
Exons: 3
Coding region: 1-309 (102 amino acids)
Cellular component (GO): endoplasmic reticulum lumen
Molecular function (GO): oxidoreductase activity
Source: RefSeq, a predicted model, not a curated record
AUGGAUAUAUACAAAGGUGAAUCAUCAUCUAUAUCUAUAACAUCACCAAAACAUUCAUGUCACGAAUUGGGCUUUACAGAUUCACUUUUGUGUUCAACAUGUAAAGAUUUUGCAGAAUUUGUUGGAGAUUCAGAUUUCAUUGAUAACAAAGCCAAAGAUUACAACAAAUUCAAAUUUACUCACGAACAAGGUGCCAAUCCACGUUUAGUUCUCCGUGAUACUGAAGGUAAAGAAGAAGAGAUCAGUAUUGAUGGCUGGAAAUCAGAAAACUUAGAAGAAUUUUUAAUCCAAAACAAUUUAAAGGAAUAA